Lolium perenne is the source of this 657-nucleotide messenger RNA. The record is from RefSeq and is a predicted model, not a curated record. NCBI's taxonomy places the organism in Eukaryota, Viridiplantae, Streptophyta, Magnoliopsida, Poales, Poaceae.
AUGCCGCCACGGCCCCGUCGGAAGACCGAGCCCGCCGCCGCGGCGACGGACGCCCUGCUUUCCCUACCCACGGAAGUCCUCGACGACAUCCUCGCCCGCGUCGGUCUCCGCGACGCCGUCCGCACGUCGGUGCUCUCCCGCGCCUGGACACGCCGAUGGGAAUUCAUCCCUUCCAUCGACAUCUCCGCGGAGGACGGGGGCAUGUGGAAGGCGCCGAGCGCGGUCGACGGCAUCCUUCUGCGUUUCCCCGGCCGGGUCCGCCGUUUCCACGUCAGCCUCGAAAAGGCAACCUCCUGCCGCGUCAACGACUGGCUCCCCGCUCUCCCGCCGCGGCGUCGAGUCCCUCUCCGUCAAACUGCGGUCGCACAUACAGCUGACUUUAGGCCGCCCAGGCUUCACGAAUCCGUCUUCUACUGCAGCAGCCUCACCGUCCUCAGCCUCUCCACCUGCACAAUGCCAUCUUUCCCCAUGGACUGGGGAUUUCGAACCCUGAGGAGCCUAAUCCUCUCUAACGUGCGGUUUCUAGAGGAGUAUGGGCACGAUCAGCUGCAGGAGAUCAUCGAGACAUGCCCGUUGCUCGAGGACCUAAGACUUGUUAAGGUCGACUUAUACGGAGACAUAGAAUUUGUGAUGCAGGCUCCCAAACUCGGUUCCUAA